Messenger RNA from Cyanistes caeruleus (blue tit), 1416 nucleotides. The record is from RefSeq and is a predicted model, not a curated record. Lineage: Eukaryota; Metazoa; Chordata; Aves; Passeriformes; Paridae.
CUGGCCGGCCCGCUCCUGCCCGCCGAGCCGCCCGCAUCCCCCAAACCUGCCGCCGUGCUGGCUGCAGGCCCGGAGCUCUGGGAGACGGUCGCCUCGGCUUUGGGAGCCCGGCGGGUGGCCAGGAGAGGACGGGUGAUGCCGGAUGGGAUGCGGACCCCCCGUGUCACCCUGCUGCUGGGCCAGCACGGCUGGGUGGAGCACCUGGACAACGGGAUCAGGUACACCUUUGACGUGACCAAGUGCAUGUUCUCCCCGGGGAACAUCACGGAGAAGCUGCGUGUGGCCUCACUGCCCUGCUCCGGGGAGGUCCUGGUGGAUCUUUAUGCAGGCAUCGGCUAUUUCACGCUGCCCUUCCUGGUGCACGCGGGAGCUGCCUUUGUCCACGCCUGUGAGUGGAACAGCCACGCCGUGGAGGCCCUGCACAGGAGCCUGGUGCUGAACGGGGUGCGGGAUCGCUGCCACAUCCACGCCGGGGACAGCCGGCAGCUGCAGCUGCGGGAUGUGGCAGACAGGGUGAACCUGGGGCUGAUUCCCAGCUCGGAGGAAGGCUGGCCGGUGGCCUGCCGCGUCCUGAAGAAGGACACGGGUGGGGUUCUCCACAUCCACCACAACGUGGAGACUCGCCGUGCGCCGGCCCCGCCGCAGCCCGCGGUGCUGCUGGCCGAGCACAGCUCUCCAGAGACAGCCAGCUCUGGGGGAGAGGCACAGCAGCCAGCAGAGGACGGUGGGGAGGAGACACUGGGGGCCAGGCUCAGAGCCGAGUGGCAGAGGUGGGCCGAAGCCACGGCCACACGGAUCCAGGGGCUGCUGGCAGAGCUGCACGGGCGGCCGUGGUGCACCAGUGUCCUGCACGUGGAGCCGGUGAAGUCCUACGCUCCACACGUGCAUCACCUCGUGCUGGACCUCGAGUGCCGGCCAGUGCUGCCCGAUUAGCAGGGCAUGGACAUUCCAGCUCCCGUGGAAGGGUGGUGUCAAGCAGCAGGGGCAGGGAGAUGCUACCAGCAGUGUCCUGCUGCCAGCCCAGAUGUGCCUUAUGUCCCCUGGUUCUGCAGUGGCAGCACUGCCUGGCAGUGCCUCCCCAUGCCCAGGGCACCCAGGGUUGUGCUCCCAUGGCAGAUCCCUGCAGGAUCCAGACAAGGAUGGAGGAAGUUGGUGCUCAGAGUGCCAGUGUUCUGCCCUGGCUCUGCCAGUCACUGCCCAGGUCUUGGACAUGUGGUAGCACCUUGAGCCCCGUUUUCACACAGGAGAGAGCCACAGUGCUGAGAAGCCUUGGGUUCCUGCUGAGUUCAUUUCAGCAGGUCAGGGACAAGCAUUGUGCUUGUGUUUCCCAGCAUGCUUUUUUAAUGUACUGUAAACAAUUCUGUUCAUCUCACUUUCUUCCUAGCUCUUUUUCAGAAAUAAAGAUCUUUCUCACCA